Molecule: messenger RNA, 599 nt
Organism: Paramecium octaurelia
Lineage: Eukaryota; Ciliophora; Oligohymenophorea; Peniculida; Parameciidae
Source: the annotation of a GenBank genome assembly
AGAACCAAGAAAUGCUUAAACUCCUAAUUACAAAUGCAAUUGAAUUGAAAUUAACCCUUGUUAAAAGAUAUGCACUUCCCAUCCAAAUAUAGCUCAUAAACAUUUUAUUUCCCCAAUGCACAAUCAAAAAACUCCUACGGACUCCUAUACAUCAACAUAUCCGACUCUGGGAUCACUGUAGACAACAAUUCUAGGUAAUCGAUUUGUUUCCACUAUAUGAUAUCAAAUAGAUCAAGUAAUUUCAUUAUUACUUCGUUGAUAUCAUAAGAUUAUGAUUAACUAUCCAGGAGUAAAUUCAAGUGCUUAUAGGGAAUCCACUUAAAAGUCAAUGUUGAAAGUGGAUAUACACAAUUGAUCAAUUUCAUCACAUUAACAAAAAGGUCAGGCUAUUGGUUAAUGUUGCCCAAUGAUGAGAAUUUAAAUAUGUAGGUGAUUUAAGAUUGAUUUACGAAGUAGUCCUCCUACUUUUAAAUUACUUAACUAAAUUUAUUGCUGUACAAAAAUUGAACUGAGUUUUCACUCUGAUGUAUGAUAAAUACAUCAUAGAGUUUGAGUAACUCCAACAGUCUCGAAUUAUCAUGUUUUACAUUAUCCAAAAC